Musa acuminata AAA Group (dessert banana) is the source of this 1379-nucleotide messenger RNA. RefSeq lists its product as uncharacterized. Bases 345 to 995 code for a protein of 216 amino acids. The transcript has 8 exons. Gene Ontology annotation, biological process: maturation of SSU-rRNA from tricistronic rRNA transcript (SSU-rRNA, 5.8S rRNA, LSU-rRNA). Gene Ontology annotation, cellular component: nucleolus. The record is from RefSeq and is a predicted model, not a curated record. NCBI's taxonomy places the organism in Eukaryota, Viridiplantae, Streptophyta, Magnoliopsida, Zingiberales, Musaceae.
CCUGAACGCACUCUCGGCCGGCUUAGGGUUUCUUCUGCGCUUCGCUUCCACCCAAGCUUCUACGGCUUCGUCGCCGCCGCCGUGGGUCGUAUGCACAGUCGCGGAAAGGGUAUAUCCUCGUCGGUGCUGCCGUACAAUACGACUCCGCCGAGUUGGCUUAAGAUCUUCGCUUCAGAAGUGGAGGAAAGCAUUUGCAAGUUUUCCAAGAAGGGACUGACUCCGUCGCAGAUUGGUGUCAUUCUUCGUUACUCUUGCAGAGAUAAUUUACUAUCAAAUCAAACCGAAAGAUUCAAGAGGUUUGUUGUAUUCAAGAGAUAAAACAUAAGCAGGAUAGAGAAUUUAACAUGGAUGAACCUACCAUGGAGGAAAAGCUUUCAAGCUUAGACAUGCUUAAUGAUGAGAAAUUAGAUACCAAAGCUAUACCAGAGCCAGCUGUCACUGUUGAGCUCCCAAGGGCAGAUUCAUUGCAUAUUUUGUUGAGGCAAGCUCUACAUGCUGAAGAUCAGGCAUUACUAUUGGACUGUUUAUAUACAAGGGAUGAAAAGGUUAUUGCAAAGUCAAUAGCGCUCCUGAAUCCAGCUAAUGUUGUCAAGCUUCUGAAGUGCCUUCUAUUCAUGGCCGAGUCAAGGGGUGCCGUAUUGGUUUGUGCACUUCCGUGGAUAAGAAUCUUGCUUUGUCAACAAGCAAGCAGUAUAAUGUCACAGGAAUCAUCCAUCCGCAUUCUCAAUUCUUUAUACCAGCUAAUUGAUUCAAGGAUUUCAACAUUUGGAUCAGCUUUGCAGCUAUCAUCCUGUUUAGAUCACCUGUUUCCUAGGAUUGCUGAUGAAGCUGAUGAUGGAGGGGCAGACCAACCCAUUAUAUAUGAGAACAGUGAUAGCGAAGAAUCUGAAGACGCAAUGGAGACUGAUGAAGGCAGUGAAGGACUCAGCGAUGUCACUGAUGCUCAUGGUUCUGAUUUGAGUGAUGUCAUGAGUGAUGAAGAUGGUGGCCAUUAGGGAGCGAAGUCUAUAGUUUCAUGCAUAGUCAACCCAACUCGCCAUCUUUUCAACUUAUGGCCUAACUUGAGAUAGAUUGAAGCUUUCGUGGCAAAUGCAGGGGGUGAAACAAAAUCCUGUUUGUUCCCAUGAUGAUGCCCAACAUGCAAGACUUCCAAUCUGUCGGUCUGCUGAAAAUUCGCCCUUCUAGAUCAAUGCCAAGAGAGCAACUUUGAGGAAGCUGCUUUAUGAAAGCUUGUUGCCUACAGCAAGAUUAUAAUCAUAAAAAUUUGCUACAUGUUUGUCCAAAGAAGUAGCGGCCUGUAACUUGAUUCUUCACUAGUCUUUAUGUAAACUUUUUUGGCAAUCUAAUACGUUGAAUGGGUUGAAAUGUUGGAGAAUUCA